UUCGUGUUAAAAUUAUGUCAGAACAAAGAGAUAUGCUAUCUGCCUGACAUAUUGUAGAGGUGAAAACGUUGGCAUUCUCGAAGAACGCGUUCAUUUCCAAAAUGAAGACCAUAUUGUCAAUUUCGGCAUGUUGGUUUUUAUUUGUGUUUAUACACGUUGAAGCCGUAACAGAUGAGGAUUUUCAAUCACUGCUUGCCAGGCUUUCCGUGCUCGAAGAAAAACAAGCUAUUCUUGAAACGGAAAAUAAGUUGUCACAAAAAAGAAUCGCCGAAUUAGAAAAAUACAAGAUAUUGUCCGACAAAAGAGUCGCUUCGCUUGAACGAAAAAAUGCAUUAUGUAACAGACGACAAGAUGAUAUUAUAAAGAAACUGUAUGCAGACAAAGUCGCGCUUCAAACCGACAAGAUACUGCCUGACGCAACCACCACAACAAAUGAAUACGAAAAGACUCUGUCUGCCUAUGACAGAAAAAUCGCCACGCUCGUGAACGAAUAUGCAGCAUCACCCAACCGGAGUGGUAAAGAUGAUAGUUACUCUGCUGCGGCUGAUAUUGCUGUACUUCAAUCGAAACAAAAAAGAUUUGUUGCAGGAGGGACUGUUGCGUUUUCUGCAAUGAAAGUAGCUCACCAAGAGAAUGUUGGCAUUGAUCAGAACAUCAUCUUCGAGCAGGUUCUUACAAAUGACGGAGGCGGGUACCAUCAAAAUCACGGUGUCUUCAUUGCUCCACAAUCCGGCGUUUACGUCUUCUCGUCGUCCAUUAUGUGUUUCCCAAAUGGGAAGGAGGUCCUUGCUGAAAUCGUUCAUAACGGAAACCCCGUCACGCGCAUGUACUGCCAAGGUGCCAAUGCACACGAUCAGGGCAGUCAGACGGCUGUCAUAAAGAUGAAUGCUGGGGAUGAAGCUGCGGUUCGAAAUGUUUACCGUGCAGAUGAUAGUAUCUGGGGUAGUUUGUUUACGUCAUUCAGUGGCUAUUCAAUAAAUUAAGUGUGACCGACAAAUUAUAUCUACUGUAGACAUAUUAGUUAAACCAUGCAAAUAAAACUAGUUAUGCAAAUCGAAUGUUCGUCAUUCUAUUAAAAUCAAAUUCUGAUUUCGCGUGUAUUGAAAUACUGAAAUAUGUUUGAACUAAGAUGUUUAUAAUUACUUAGUAUGAUAAGAACUACGAUGUUAAUGAUUAAUCAGUAUGAAUAACAAGUAGUGUGUUUAUAUAAAAUAUCAAUUUGUUCGCCAUCCAGUGCAUUAAUAAAACACUAAAGUCGUG
Molecule: messenger RNA, 1260 nt
Organism: Dreissena polymorpha
Lineage: Eukaryota; Metazoa; Mollusca; Bivalvia; Myida; Dreissenidae
Product: cerebellin-2-like
Exons: 2
Coding region: 102-983 (293 amino acids)
Molecular function (GO): protein binding
Source: RefSeq, a predicted model, not a curated record